UUUAUUAUAUCAGUCAGUUACAUCUAAGAAUCUUCUAAAAAUGGCGAGUAAUACAUUUCAAAACGUUAAUACUGAUUUAUUUGUCAGUGAAGAACAAAUAAAUAGAAACAAAUUAAACGAAUUAAAUACAGAAGUGAUUAUUAAAAAUGAAAUAUUUGAUGUGAGUGAAAGUGAUUCAAUAGAUUUUAAAGAACCAUUCAAAGGUGGACAUGAAGGAAUUAAAGAAGAGGGAAUACUUGCAGAAACUGAUAUUAAAAUGGAGAAUGAACGAAUUAAACUUGAACAACAAUUAAAUACUGAAUUAAUUAUUAAAGAUGAAAUAUUUAAUGAAAAUGAUUUAGAAUUUCAUAAUAUUGAAAAUGAAGAAACAUCUUUGACAUGUGAAGUGUGUGAUAAAACUUUUAAUAAAAAACACCAUUUAACUAGCCAUAAACGAACUCAUACUGAUAAAAAACGUUUUUCAUGUGAAGUGUGUGAUAAAUCAUUUAAUAGAAAAAACAGUUUAAUUCGGCAUGAACGAAUUCAUACCGGGGAAAAACCUUAUUCAUGUGAAAUAUGUGAUAAAACAUUUACGGUGAACAGUAAUUUAACUACCCAUAAACGAAUUCAUACCAGCGAAAAAUGUUUUUCGUGUGAAGUGUGUGAUAAAUCAUUUAAAAGAAAAAGCGAUUUAAUUGUACAUGAACGAAUUCAUACAGGCGAAAAACCUUAUUCAUGUGAAAUGUGUGAUAAAACAUUUACGCAUAACAGUACUUUAACUUCCCAUAAACGAAUUCAUACAGGUGAAAAACCUUUUUCAUGUGAAAUGUGUGAUAAAACAUUUGCGCGGAAUUCUUUAUUAAUUCAACAUGAACGAACUCAUACAGGUGAAAAACCUUUUCCAUGUGAAUUGUGUGAUAAAUCAUUUAAUAGAAAAAUCGAUUUAAUUCGACAUGAACGAAUUCAUACUGGGGAAAAACCUUAUUCAUGUGAAAUAUGUGAUAAAACAUUUACGCAUAACAGUAAUUUAACUACCCAUAAACAAAGUCAUACAGGUGGUGAAAAACGUUUUUCAUGUAAUGUGUGUGAGAAAUCAUUUACUUAUAAAAACAACUUAGUUCAACAUAAACGAAUUCAUACCAGGGAACAACCAUUUUCAUGUGAAGUGUGUGAUAAAUCAUUUAAUUAUAAAAACCUUUUAAUUCAUCAUGAACGAAUUCAUACUGGAGAAAGACCUUAUUCAUGUGAAAUAUGUGAUAAAACAUUUACGGUGAACAGUAAUUUAACUGCCCAUAAACGAAUUCAUACAAGUGAAAAACCUUUUUCAUGUGAAUUGUGUGAUAAAUCAUUUAAAAGAAAACAAGCUUUAAUUCGGCAUGAACGAAGUCAUACUGGUGAAAAACCUUUUUCAUGUGACAUGUGUGAUAAAACAUUUACUCAA
This is a messenger RNA of Chrysoperla carnea, 1420 nucleotides long. RefSeq names its product zinc finger protein 501-like. The record is from RefSeq and is a predicted model, not a curated record. The transcript has a single exon. The annotation marks the transcript as partial. Gene Ontology annotation, molecular function: RNA polymerase II cis-regulatory region sequence-specific DNA binding; DNA-binding transcription factor activity. Gene Ontology annotation, biological process: regulation of transcription by RNA polymerase II. Lineage: Eukaryota; Metazoa; Arthropoda; Insecta; Neuroptera; Chrysopidae.